UAGAUAGUAAACCACCAAAGGAGGUUCUUUUGUGGGAAGACUUUUUAGAAAAGGCUAACGAGUAUCUCUUUGAUCAACAAAAAACGAUAUUUGAAAAGCCACAAUUUCACUAUAAUCGUCAGUUAUAUAGUGAAGCAAAUGUUUGCGAAGCCGUGAACGCAAACAUUAAUUCAGUCUUAUAUGAACUAAUGGGAACGGAUUAUGUAUUUUCAAGCCGAAAACCUCAUGUCAGUAGGCCUGACUUUAUAUACUAUCACAAAGAUGACUUGAUUAAAGAGGAAACGAACAAAUAUUAUCAGAAUGUUAUGUGA
Scutellospora calospora is the source of this 311-nucleotide messenger RNA. Lineage: Eukaryota; Fungi; Glomeromycota; Glomeromycetes; Diversisporales; Gigasporaceae. The record is from the annotation of a GenBank genome assembly.